This is a messenger RNA of Mya arenaria, 1218 nucleotides long. Its product is annotated as rhomboid-related protein 2-like. Gene Ontology annotation, molecular function: calcium ion binding; serine-type endopeptidase activity. NCBI's taxonomy places the organism in Eukaryota, Metazoa, Mollusca, Bivalvia, Myida, Myidae. The transcript is spliced from 10 exons. Bases 1 to 1218 code for a protein of 405 amino acids. The record is from RefSeq and is a predicted model, not a curated record. Gene Ontology annotation, cellular component: membrane.
AUGGAUGUAGAAAGUCAAAGAAGUCAAAGAAGCGCGCGAUCGACGGGCACAACGAGAAGCGCGCGCACCCGCGCGAGGACUGCACGUGAAGUUGUGCUCACGGAGAAUGCGGACGACAAGGCCUUUAGGAAAGGGCUAGAAAAGCAAUUCAAACCAGUCUUUGAUAAGCACGGGAAAGAGGGCAUACUAGUAAAGGAACUGCAGGAUGAACUGGACGAUACGGGAAUUAUCAACAUAAUUCCGGAAGAGCGCCUCGACAGGCUCGUGGAGUUGGCGGACAAGAACGGAGAUGCUCACAUCACGUACCGGGAGUUUAUUAGUCUCAUGUGCCAGCGAAAUAUGCUUACAAAGAAAGAACGGCGGGCCGUGCGCGGUGUUAUGGUAUCCAUCGUGUCCAACAUCGUGCCGGAGUCCAUGAAAGAAGACUUCCUGGAACACUACACGUGCUUACCCCCACCGCUGUUUAUGCCCAUUAUAAGUGUGAUCGAGAUCAUUGUGUUUGCUAUAUACGCUGCGAAGCUCGAAGACACAGAUGACCCAGUGACCGCCACUUCCGGUGUCCCAUUGGACAGCCCGUUUAUCUACAAGCCCUCGAGGAGAUACGAAGCCUGGAGAUAUAUCACUUACCUUCUCAUACACCAGGGUUACAUGCACUUAUUGAGCAACCUGAUCUUUCAACUCUUGCUUGGGCUGCCUCUAGAGAUUGUCCACAAGUGGUGGAGGGUGUUGAUCGUGUACUUUGCUGGGGUCGUGGCAGGUUCCCUCGCCCACUCACUCACAGACCACGAUGUUGCGUUGGCUGGAGCAAGCGGAGGAUGUUACGCUCUGAUUGGUGCUCAUCUGGCAUCCGUUGUGGUGAACUGGUCAGAGAUGAACCAUGAGUGUUGUGACGGGAAUCCAAUUCGGUUCCUGCUCAGUGCCCCUGUACGACUCACCGUCCUGCUGCUUCUAGCGGUCUUGGACACCGCCAACGCUGUGUACCGUCGGUUCUUUGACCCAGCCGGCGGCAAAAUUGGAAUCACCGCGCAUAUGGGAGGUCUGGUGGCAGGCCUGUUCCUGGGUAUCGUUAUAAUGAAGAACAUUAAUGAGAAACCUUGGGAAAAGACAGUUGGCUGGAUCACUCUUGCACUGUUCCUAGUGUUUAUAUCAUUUUCGAUUUUCUUCAACGUUCUUUUCCAAGGCUAUCCGGACACUGAUUGGUCCUCGUGUUGUCCAUGA